UGGUGCAGCCGGGUCCCGGAAGCGGCGGCGAAGCGAUGGCGGCGGACGGGAGGGCGGCGGCGGUGGAGCUGCCACCGGAGGGGGAUGUGGAAGGCGGCAGCAGCGAACCGGAGGGUGGCUUCGGGCAGCUGCUGGAGGAGGAGGAGGAUGGGGAAGAUGCCGGCUACGUGCUGUACAGGGACAGGAAGGAAUGGGCUGAUCUUGAACCUGUUCCUCAAAAUGAUGGGCCAAAUCCUGUUGUUCAGAUCAUCUACAGUGAAAAAUUCCGAGAUGUGUAUGAUUACUUCCGGGCUGUUCUGCAGCGGGACGAGAGAAGUGAAAGAGCUUUCAAGUUAACAGCAGAUGCCAUUGAGUUAAAUGCUGCAAACUACACAGUAUGGCAUUUCCGGAGAGUCCUCCUGCAGUCUUUGGGAAAGGAUCUCCAUGAGGAACUUAAGUACAUUACAGCUAUCAUUGAAGAUCAGCCAAAGAACUACCAAGUCUGGCAUCACAGACGGGUGCUGGUUGAGUGGCUGCAGGAUCCAUCCCGAGAGCUUGAGUUCAUAGCUGACAUUCUUAACCAAGAUGCCAAAAAUUACCAUGCCUGGCAACACAGACAAUGGGUUAUUCAGGAGUUCAAAUUAUGGGACAAUGAACUGGACUACGUAGACCAGCUUCUGAGAGAAGAUGUGAGAAACAACUCUGUUUGGAACCAACGGCACUUUGUCAUUUUCAACACCACUGGCUAUGAUGACCCAGCAGUCCUAGACAGAGAAGUCCGGUACACUCUUGAGAUGAUCAGAGCAGUGCCACAUAAUGAGAGUGCUUGGAACUACUUAAAAGGGAUUCUACAGGAUCGUGGUCUUUCUAAAUAUCCAAAUCUGCUGGAGGAACUGUUGAAUUUACAGCCCAGUCACAGUUCACCCUAUCUGAUUGCCUUUCUUGUGGACAUAUAUGAAGAUAUGCUAGAAAACCAGUGCGAUAACAAGGAAGAAACGUUGAACAAGGCGUUGGAGUUGUGUGAAAUUCUGGCUAAAGAAAAAGACACCAUCCGAAAAGAGUACUGGAGAUACAUUGGAAGGUCCCUUAAGAGCAAGCACAGUUCAGGCACCGAACAGAGCAGCACAGUGACGGAUAAAGAGCAGUAAUUGAAGAUGGAAGAAGACAGUGUUAAGCCCUCAAACUGUUCUAAAUCUGUACUAAGUAGGGUCAUCAACAAGUUCAAAGUCCAGUUGUAGGUAUUGCAAUGGAAAAGGAAUGUAGACUGCUGUAUAGUCCUGAGUUGCUGCUGCUACUGUUGAUGGCUCUAGCUGCAGUCAAGAAAUGUAUUAAGACUUAAUGAAAUGUACCAGGUAAAGGUUUUAGUUUCUAACUAAAAAUACAUAAAUAUAUACCUAUUACAUUGACAGUACUCAGUUAAUGGUUUGCCUUGAUCUUAGAGGUUUUUUCCAACAUAAGUUACUCUACAACUCUGUGAAGCACUAAAACCAUGUCUUAUGUUGUGGUUUACCCACUUGUGGUUCCUAACACUGUCUCAUGACUUUGCUGCAGUAGUGACUGCAGGUAACUUAACUAUAGGGGAUAUAGAGUAACCUGGUUAGUGCAAGUAGGCACUGCAGCUGUCACCUCAUGUGGGAGCAGCUGUGUAACACCGUCAGCCUACGCUGUUGUAUGCAACUAAUGCCAAGUGUAAUUUUGUAAUAAAAAUAGAUAACUUAGAA
Molecule: messenger RNA, 1700 nt
Organism: Onychostruthus taczanowskii (white-rumped snowfinch)
Lineage: Eukaryota; Metazoa; Chordata; Aves; Passeriformes; Passeridae
Gene: FNTA
Product: farnesyltransferase, CAAX box, alpha
Exons: 9
Coding region: 36-1127 (363 amino acids)
Biological process (GO): protein geranylgeranylation; protein farnesylation
Cellular component (GO): CAAX-protein geranylgeranyltransferase complex; cytoplasm; protein farnesyltransferase complex
Molecular function (GO): protein farnesyltransferase activity; CAAX-protein geranylgeranyltransferase activity
Source: RefSeq, a predicted model, not a curated record